UCAUUAAGUAUAGUUUUUAAUAUAAACACCCUAUCUCAACACCUCGAAAUGUAUGAUUUUUUAUUUACUUUUAACGCUCUAUGCUGAACAAGUACGCAUACAAACUAUCAUUUAUUCAACUAACCAGCGUAUUCAAUCAUAAACAAAAAAUAAAAUGAAUACGAUGGAAAAUUUGUACAAGAAAUGUAUUAUGGAUUUCAAUACCACAAGAGAUUACAAUUUUAAAUAUUGUGAUUGUGAAAUCAAUAAAUGCUAUCGACAUAGGGAAUUAUUGAGAGAUGUCUACCAUACCGGAAAAUAUAUCAACAUUUGGGCCGAUGCGGUGGUCGAAUAUUUCGUUAAUAAUGCAGAGUAUGAAAAAUAUGAGGCAAUUACUAACGAUUUAAUUGAACGCUCAUCGAUCGAUCUGGAGAUUUAUUUACGAGAAUUUUAUGAAAAGCUAUUCACCGUAAAGUCUGAUUAUGGGCAUAAACGUUGGUUUGAAGGUAGCAGUCAAAAGUUGAGGAGUAGAUUUAAAUAUCGUCGUAUGAUAGAUCUUGUUUGCAUGUACAACUUAAUUGUAUCACGUAAACAAGAUGAAUGUUAGCAUUAGCAUUGAAACUGGUUUUCAUUUGACGAUUCAUAUUAGACAUACUAUCGCACCCCAAUUACCUAUCUUAAUUUUAAUUUGGAUGGCGAGACUGUAGAUGAAUAUUCAGAGUGGUAUUUAUAAUUUGUAAAAAAUAAGUUUGUUUUGUUGUAAGUUUAUUAUUUUUUCUUUCAUAUUUUGUAUAUAAUAUUAAUAAUAAUAUACAUUAAGGCUAACAUAAUUAGCAAUUGCUUCUAGUGUUAUGCAUGUGACAGGAUAAAGUACAGGAGGAACAGGUAUAGAUCUUUAAACAUAGUUUUUUCAUAUAUAUAUAUUCUAUUUUACAUCAUGAAAUUUAACAAUUUUUACGUGUGAUAUUGAAUACUGUACAAGUAUGUGCGGUACAAAUACACCAUACAAAUACCUUGUUGUUUAACCGACAAAUGUAUAUACGUUUUUAUUUUAACCAUAUUUAAUAUUAUUUUUUAAUAUAAUAAUUCUAUUGCAGUGAUUGAUAUGUCAAAGCAGACCGACACAAUUACAAUCCCGUCUUACGUAUCAACCACGUUCGCCGCUAGAUUACAAUAUAAUUUCAGACAAUGUCUAUUUACAUAUACACCUUUUGACGGUACCAUCCGUAUAUUUUAACAUUUUUUACAUGUUUAUGUAAACAUUUAUUAUAAGUCUUGCAAUUAAUAUUAUUAU
Daktulosphaira vitifoliae (grape phylloxera) is the source of this 1273-nucleotide messenger RNA. RefSeq lists its product as uncharacterized. Lineage: Eukaryota; Metazoa; Arthropoda; Insecta; Hemiptera; Phylloxeridae. The record is from RefSeq and is a predicted model, not a curated record. The transcript is spliced from 3 exons. The coding region runs from base 155 to 586 and encodes 143 amino acids.